Vigna umbellata (rice bean) is the source of this 2391-nucleotide messenger RNA. RefSeq names its product putative methyltransferase PMT3. The record is from RefSeq and is a predicted model, not a curated record. Lineage: Eukaryota; Viridiplantae; Streptophyta; Magnoliopsida; Fabales; Fabaceae. Gene Ontology annotation, cellular component: trans-Golgi network; cytoplasm; endosome. Gene Ontology annotation, molecular function: methyltransferase activity.
AUAAAAAUAGAAUUUUGAUUUUUGAAAAGACAUUUACGACAUUAAGAUAUUGCAUUGUUCGUUAUGCGAUGCCCCAGUUUAACGCAAUCUCUGAAGUGAAGAGACGCGGAGUCUUAGAAUGAUAGCUUUUUCAUCUCUCUGCUUCUGCCACCUCACUCUCUACUCUUUUCACGAGAUGGGUCAGUGAAAGCUGACAGCUUGUCGGUGAUGCCAAUUCAUAUGCAUGCCCAUAUCUGGAGUUUGUGCUUAUUGAUUCGAGGCUCUAGUUUGCACCAGAUAGGUGCUUUGUGGAACUGAGUUGGUACGGUUGAAACGGUGAUUGUGUGACAAAAAUGGGCAGAGGGAGAGCAGAUGGGAAACCAAGAAAGCGGUUGGUCAUAACUGUGAUUGUUUUAGUGAUUGUCUGUGCUUUCUUUUACCUGUAUUCUAGGGAUAGCGCUUCAUCUUCUAUUGAGUAUGGUAGCAAAUCUUUGACAUUUGGAGGAGAUGACAGUGCUAUACCGAAGACCAUUCCAGUCUGUGAUGAUCGUCUCUCAGAGCUAAUUCCGUGUUUAGACAGAAAUUUCAUAUACCAAACAAGGUUGAAGCUUGAUCUGACUAUGAUGGAGCACUACGAGCGACACUGCCCCAUGCCUGAGAGGCGCUAUAAUUGUUUGAUUCCCCCUCCUCCAGGAUACAAGAUUCCAAUCAAGUGGCCCAAAAGCAGAGAUCAGGUAUGGAGGGCAAAUAUACCUCAUACUCAUCUUGCAACUGAGAAAUCUGACCAGAGAUGGAUGGUUGUAAAAGGUGAAAAGAUAGUUUUUCCUGGUGGAGGAACUCACUUCCAUUACGGUGCUGACAAAUAUAUUGCAUCAAUUGCCAAUAUGCUUAACUUUCCAAACAAUAUCAUAAAUGACGAAGGAAGACUUCGCAAUGUUUUUGAUGUUGGCUGUGGUGUUGCAAGCUUUGGAGGAUACCUUCUUUCUUCUGAUGUAAUAGCAAUGUCAUUAGCACCAAAUGAUGUUCAUGAAAACCAAAUACAGUUUGCUUUAGAAAGAGGAAUUCCCUCAUAUCUUGGUGUCUUGGGGACAUUAAGACUCCCUUACCCCAGUAGAUCUUUUGAACUUGCCCAUUGUUCUCGCUGUAGAAUUGACUGGCUUCAAAGAGAUGGCAUACUUCUUCUUGAGCUAGAUAGGUUACUCAGGCCAGGAGGCUACUUUGCGUACUCAUCUCCUGAAGCCUAUGCUCAGGAUGAAGAGGAUCAAAGAAUAUGGAGGCAAAUGAGUGCUCUUGUAGGGCAGAUGUGUUGGAAAGUUGCUGCUAAGAAGAACCAAACUGUAAUAUGGGUGAAGCCUCGUACAAAUGACUGCUACUUAAAAAGAGAGCCUGAUACUCACCCUCCCCUCUGCAGUCCUGAUGAUGAUCCUGAUGCUGUUUGGGGAGUUAAAAUGAAAGCUUGCAUCUCACGUUACUCUGAUCAGAUGCACAAAGCAAGAGGAUCUGGUUUGGCUCCUUGGCCAGGUCGAUUGACUACUCCACCUCCUCGUCUUGCUGACUUUAACUAUUCUACUGAAAUGUUUGAAAAGGACAUGGAACAUUGGCACCAAGAAGUUGUUAAUUACUGGAAAAUGCUUGGCAAUAAAAUUAAGCCAGACACAAUUCGGAAUGUGAUGGACAUGAAGGCACAUUUGGGCUCAUUUGCUGCUGCUUUGAAGGACAAAGACGUUUGGACUAUGAAUGUGGUGCCAGAAAAUGGACCAAACACUCUCAAGAUCAUAUAUGAUAGAGGGCUGUUAGGAACGAUUCACAACUGGUGUGAAGCAUUUUCGACCUACCCUCGAACUUAUGAUUUGCUCCAUGCAUGGGGUAUAUUUUCUGAUAUCAUUGCGAAAGAAUGCAGUCCAACAGAUUUAUUGAUUGAAAUGGAUAGAAUCCUGAGGCCUAAAGGUUUCGUCAUUGUCCAUGAUAAGCGUUCAGUGGUGGUGUUUAUAAAGAAGUUCUUGCCAGCAUUGCACUGGAUUUCAGUGGCCACAUCUAAUCUCGAGAAAGAUUCAAACCAAGACAAAGAUGAUGCAAUUUUGAUAAUUCAGAAGAAGAUUUGGUUGACAAGUGAGAGCAUCCGGGUUUCAGAAUAGAAGCAUAUUCACUUUGAAGUUUAAAGUCUCAUCAAUACACAGUCAUGGAAAAUUGAUCUUAUAGCUCUUUUCAUGUGCUCUGGGUUCUCUUUUAUAUGUUAUUCAUAUCCUCUACAGCAUAGGUAGAAGUGUCAGCGAAAGAUCAUCUAAAUCAUGUUGGAUGAUUUUAUUUAAUUUUGGACACAAUUAGUCACCCUUUUGUUGUGAUUAAGAUAAUUAGAUGAAUUUGAGGAAAGAUUUUGUUUUUCUAAAUCAAUUGGAACAUAUUACAGGAUAA